CAACUGGAGAGCAAAUGCGCUGCGCUGGGCACCCUGAUCCAGGAGUACGGGCUCCUCCAGCGGCGCCUGGAGAACAUGGAGAACCUGCUGAAGAACAGGAACUUCUGGAUCCUGCGGCUGCCCCCAGGCAGGAAAGGCGAGGUCCCCAAGGUGCCGGUGACGUUCGACGACGUCUCCGUCUACUUUAACGCCAAGGAGUGGGAGAAGCUGGAGGAGUGGCAGAAGGAGCUGUACAAGAACGUGAUGAAGGGCAACUACGAGUCGCUGAUCUCCCUGG
This is a messenger RNA of Mesitornis unicolor (brown roatelo), 277 nucleotides long. Its product is annotated as protein ZNF783-like. The transcript is spliced from 2 exons. The record is from RefSeq and is a predicted model, not a curated record. Gene Ontology annotation, biological process: regulation of DNA-templated transcription. Lineage: Eukaryota; Metazoa; Chordata; Aves; Mesitornithiformes; Mesitornithidae. The annotation marks the transcript as partial.